GCGGGCCCAUCGCGCGGCGGCCCCUCUGUCUCGGCGGCGGCGGCGGCGGAGCGAGCGCAGCGCGGCGCCACCAUGGGGGCCCAGUUGAGCACGUUGGGCCACGUGGUCCUCUCCCCAGUCUGGUUCCUCUACAACCUGCUCAUGAAGAUGUUCCAGCGCUCCACCCCGGCCAUCACCCUCGAGAGCCCGGACAUCAAGUACCCGCUGCGGCUCAUUGACAAGGAGGUCAUCAGCCAUGACACGCGGCGGUUCCGCUUUGCCCUGCCGUCACCCCAGCAUGUCCUGGGCCUCCCUGUUGGCCAGCACAUCUACCUCUCGGCUCGAAUCGACGGAAACCUGGUCAUCCGGCCCUACACGCCCGUCUCCAGUGACGACGACAAGGGCUUCGUGGACCUGGUCAUCAAGGUUUACUUCAAAGACACCCAUCCCAAGUUUCCCGCAGGAGGGAAGAUGUCCCAGUACCUGGAAAGCAUGAAGAUUGGAGACACCAUUGAGUUCCGGGGCCCGAACGGGCUGCUGGUCUAUCAGGGCAAAGGAAAGUUUGCCAUCCGUCCAGACAAGAAAUCCAACCCAGCCACCAAGACGGUGAAGUGUGUGGGCAUGAUCGCAGGAGGAACAGGCAUCACUCCGAUGCUGCAGGUGAUUCGCGCCAUCAUGAAGGACCCAGACGACCACACCGUGUGCCACCUGCUCUUUGCCAACCAGACCGAGAAGGACAUCCUGCUGCGGCCUGAGCUGGAGGAGCUGAGGAAUGAGCAUUCUGCGCGCUUCAAGCUCUGGUACACGGUGGACAAAGCCCCUGAAGCAUGGGACUACAGCGAGGGCUUUGUGAACGAGGAGAUGAUCCGGGACCACCUGCCGCCCCCGGAGGAAGAGCCGCUGAUACUGAUGUGCGGACCCCCGCCCAUGAUCCAGUACGCCUGCCUGCCCAACCUGGACCGCGUGGGCCACCCCAAAGAACGCUGCUUCUCCUUCUGAGGGCCAGCGCUGGCUGCCCGCCCGCCCAACCCCACCGCCUGCUGCGCGUCCUCAUGUGCCCCGCCCCCGUCCGCCCCUUCCCGCCACCUGUGAUGUCACCUCCCCCUCAUCUCACACUGUGGCCUCAGGCUCAGCCUGGCCCUCCCAUGCCCGGGUGGCCCUCUGCUGGGCUGGCCCCCAAGGGGCCCCUUUGGGAACAGGGCUCUGUUACAGUGGGCCACCACAGCCACCUUCGGGGCAGGUCCCUGCCCGACCCUCACUGGUUCUUACCAGUGAUGCCCGGCCCGGGUCCUGCUCCUCCCUCAUCCCCACACCCCCCACACUACUGGGCCAAGGCCACCAGCACGGUGUUCCAUCCGCCCCUCCCAGAGCAGGCCACUGUCUGGGAAUAAACAAACAUACGGGCAGUCCAGAGUUGCAGGUGCCAAGGGAUCCCUGCCAUCACCUUGGGACCCUCGCCUCGCCUGCCGCCCCUCACUGCCUGCCUCAGGGCCAGGCCAGGCCUUAGCACCUGACACUACAUACAGGUAGCACCCAAAAGUCCUCUUGGCAGGGACUACUGCGCGUGAGAGGCUGCCCCCACCUUAGGGCCCAGGGAGGAGGGGGCUGGCCAAGGGCCCCUCUGACUGGCACAUGGGCCCUCCCGAAGCCUCCACGGUCUCCCCAGCACACCCAAACACCCGGCAGCUUUGGGCGUUCCAAGCUGUCAGCUCGGUGGUUGGUUCAACCGCUUUAGCGUCCUGGGCCACCAACCCUGAUGGCAGAGCUAAGGCAGAAUUAAUGUUUAUUUAUUCUUCUGUCCCAAACCCACCCGUCCUGCUGCCUGCACCCCAGCAUGGGGGAGAUUUUGAGCAGAACCUCUUGUCUGAGCCACAUUCUCAGUGGCCUCAACCGUUGCCUUUAGACAACAGUGGGUUAGCCUCUGCAUAUCGGCUUUUUCAGUCAUUUAUGAGCAGAAAAAAACGUUGAAAUAAAACUUUGCUAGUAUUAA
Molecule: messenger RNA, 1969 nt
Organism: Pteronotus mesoamericanus
Lineage: Eukaryota; Metazoa; Chordata; Mammalia; Chiroptera; Mormoopidae
Product: NADH-cytochrome b5 reductase 3
Exons: 9
Coding region: 73-978 (301 amino acids)
Molecular function (GO): oxidoreductase activity
Source: RefSeq, a predicted model, not a curated record